Molecule: messenger RNA, 3537 nt
Organism: Hirundo rustica (Barn swallow)
Lineage: Eukaryota; Metazoa; Chordata; Aves; Passeriformes; Hirundinidae
Gene: TMEM41B
Product: transmembrane protein 41B
Exons: 7
Coding region: 73-909 (278 amino acids)
Cellular component (GO): endoplasmic reticulum membrane
Source: RefSeq, a predicted model, not a curated record
UCCCCGCGGCUCCCGGUGCCGCCGAGGCCUGCCCCGGCCCUGAAGCACCGGGCCCCGGGGCGUCGCGGAGCCAUGGCGCAGCGAAGGGUGGCGGAGCGCGGGCCUUGCCAGACGGAGGCGGAGAGCGCCAGGCACCAGCGGCAGCUUCUGGAAGGGAAAGCUCUUGCAGAAGGGGGAUCAGCUCGGACAUCACUUCUUAUUUUAGUGUCCAUCUUCUUAUCAGCUGCUUUCUUUAUGUUCCUGGUAUACAAAAAUUUCCCACAACUUAGUGAAGAAGAAAGAGGUUGUAUAAAAGUUCCUAGAGAUAUGGAUGAUGCAAAGGCCUUGGGAAAAGUCUUGUCCAAAUACAAGGACACAUUUUACGUUCAAGUGUUAGUGGCUUAUUUUGCCACAUAUGUUUUCUUGCAAACAUUUGCUAUUCCUGGGUCUAUAUUUCUCAGUAUCCUGUCAGGGUUUCUUUAUCCCUUUCCACUGGCCUUAUUUCUUGUUUGUUUGUGCUCAGGACUUGGAGCUUCAUUUUGCUAUAUGCUGUCAUACCUAGUGGGACGUCCCGUUGUGUACAGAUAUUUAACGGAAAAAGUAGUAAAAUGGUCAGAACAGGUUGAACGACAUAGAGAACAUCUCAUUAACUACAUAAUAUUUUUGAGAAUAACACCUUUUCUCCCCAACUGGUUUAUCAAUAUCACAUCUCCUGUAAUCAACGUGCCAUUGAAAGUGUUCUUCAUUGGCACUUUCCUAGGUGUAGCACCACCAUCUUUUGUAGCCAUUAAGGCAGGAACAACGCUGUACCAGCUUACAACAGCAGGGGAAGCUGUUUCCUGGAACUCUGUAUUUGUUCUCAUGAUUCUAGCCAUCCUCUCCAUCCUACCAGCUCUCUUCCAGAAGAAACUGAAGCAGAAAUUUGAAUAAGGGUUAGACUGGACCAGAACUUCCCAUACUUCAUCUCAGGAUCAGCACUUCUGAUAUUUGUAUAUUUGCUUUUCUAUUGGAUUUUAAGCAGUUAAAGGGGAGGCUUGUGAUUGAUAAGAAUGUCUUUAAAUGAACACAUGGCCUUAAACGGAAGGAAAUGUGUUCAGAAAUGUAGUGCAUAUAGUUUUGUAACCAAAUGCCAGUGUUUUACUUAGGGAGGGGGUGUGUGUGGCUCUCAGGAUGAGGUGAGUGAGAACACAGAUGUAACAUUUUGCUCUAGUUACAUGUAGAGCAAAAAUUGUGAUGUAGACACAAACUACAGGUGAUGCUUUCUAACACUUGCAGGAAAAACCCCUGAACUAUUCAGUCCAACUUUGUAACAUUCUCUGUAGGCUUGCAUGUGAUCUGGUGUGAGUGCAUUUCUCACUAACAAUAUUUCCCUUCUUUUUUGCCUUUGAGAGUUUCAGAAUAACAUAACGGUGCUCACUCAGAAACAAAGGUUCUUAAAAGUACUUCAACUACAAUGUUAUUCUCAGCCUUGUUUACUUCUGAUUAUUAGUGCUGUAUUUAUGGAAUUAAAAACUUGAACCUACAUCUGCUUUACUUACUGGAUUAACAAAGGCAAAGUGUUGCAUCAUUCCCUCUUGGUCCCUGUGAAGUUUUAUUCUCGGAGUGGAAAUAGGAAGGGCAGGGAGCAGCUUAGAAUUCUUACCUUGGCUAGCGGAUGAUUUUUGAGUUCUAAUUUUCAUUUUUUUAAUGUUGAUUAUUUUGCCAAUAUCUUACUUGCAUAAAUUUAUCCUGCCAACUUAAGAAAGUGAUGGUAUGAUUAUAUAAAACUUUCAGUUCUCAAGUGAUUUAAAAAUGCUUAAGCAGUGUAAUAUUACCAUUUCUCAAGCAAUGUGUAAAGACUGUAAAAUUUCUCAUUGCGGCUUGAUUAGCUAAAGCAAGUGUCAGGUACACAAACUGGUGCAGUUCCUAUCAAACAGCUGAUCCCAAAUAAUGAUCAGAGCACCACGGAACAGCAGGCUCUUGUGUGGGUGUAUAUAAAAAUGGAGGUUCCAUUGUCUGCCAAGGCAGUGACUGGCAAUGGGCAACCAGUCUAUGUAUUCUCUCAGAAAGGUACAAGAUACCUCCCCGUGUGCUUCCAAGCUGUGGUAGUUUGUUGUGUUGUCAGUGGAAGCCCAUCAAACAAGGCCCUGGUCAGCGAGGAACAGGGGAGCACACUGGUGUUUUAUCCGACUGAAACCAGUGCUGCUCACGUGGUUUAAGCUGAUGCCCCUGCAGUGUCUUGCUGAAAAGAGACUCAACACAUCAGCACGUGCUCCAGUUCCAGGGUUUAUUAGUCUGUGUCCUCGUGUUAACUCAUGAUCAUAUCAUAGAUCUUUGACGUACAAGAGAACAGUUCAUGAAUGUGAUAAUGUAAAAGGUACUGACUGAUACCUUAUUCAUUUUGUAACAUAAUGUUAAUUGACUGCUUUGUUUCAUCACAGUAUUACUUGUAAAUAUACAGUAAAUAUUAUUGAUACACCAUUUGUCUUUUAUUUAAAUACAGGCUGCACAGCGAAUUAUACUUUUUACAUAAGUAUAUAAAGGAAUUUAUAUCAGUUCUGUUUGAAAGUUUGUUGUGAGAUCAUUCAGCUUCAGCAAUUCUUUUGUUAUUUAGGAUUUACUCUAAAAGUGUACUUUGGCAUUUAAAACUGAACAGUGAUUACUUUUAUUGCUGCCAUUCUAAUCUCCAGAGCUCCUCUAUCCAGAGGAUUUAUUCCAUAGUAAACUUGCAUGUGAAUUGAGCCAUGUGAGCAAGUGUCCCCUGGACUACUGAGUGUGAAGCUGCUGUAGAUUUAGUCUACUUUUCUGCAGAAUUAGCUUUUCAUGCAGAUAAACCCUUAUUUUCCAGUGGCUUUUCUCAAAAUUUGUCUCAGUUCCUGGUCAGUAUCAGAAGCUGUUGUAAAAUCCCUCCCAUGCUGUGUGAAGCCAAUGUUUGGUGGAACCUUGUCUGUAAAGAAGGAGCUGAACUCUCUUUCAAUCUAAUGUGACUCGUGCUAUCACUUGACAUUUUCACAGAGUUCUGUUUCACUAUGGAGAUGGGAUCAGGCUUUGUUACUGAAAACCUGUUGUGUUUCAGCAAGAAGGCUGGCCUCCCAUCAGAGAAACUAAAAGCCUUAAGACCUUAAAAAGGUUCAAAAUAGGGUUCUUUACUUUUUUAAGACCUUAGCAUUUUUUUUUUAACUCAUCCCUUCUGUAUUUCUCUUCAGCUGCCAGCAGCCUGAGGUGCUUUCCUAUCCUGUGAGGACUUCUGAGGGUUGUGCAGAGUAAGGCAGGCCUUGUGGAAAGCAAAAAAAGCACUGUGCUGUGGGGUACUGUACUAGCCUACUCUUUCCUUUAGAGAAUCCAGCAGGUGAUCCAAGAGAUAGCCAUAACAUUUUGACAGAAAAAAAAAAAAAAAAAAGGCUACCAUGAAACAAACCAGGACAUCAGAAAGAUGUAGCUUUGUUUUUUAAUUGUGGAGGAUUUUGAGCUAUUAGGUGACCUGUUUAUCUUUUGGACUUUUUUUUGUGAUACCUGCAUGACAUCAUUACUAAGUGUCUCUUGCCAUUUGAUAAUAAAGCUGUUAUAUAAAAUCUGAAA